UACACCUCUGAGUACUCUGAUGAUGAUGAUUUAUUUUAUGAGAGACCUGCAGGAUUUUUCAGGUUGAGCCUGAGGAAGGCCUCUGGCUCUGGUCGGAUACUGAUGGAAGAUGCAGAUCGACAAGUUUCAGGUUCAUCUGAAAACAAUGACAGUGAACCCGCGGAGCAUUCAGGGAUUAGAAAAUUAUUCCCUGAAAAUGAACACAAAAGAAACAAAACCCCUGAGGGUAAGAAGUUCAGGACAAGGUUGGCCUUGGCCCACAAAUCCCUCUCAAGCUUAUUUGAGUCCAAAUGUCCAGAAAAGGAAAACACUGAGCAAAGCUCAAAAGCGUCAGUGAAAAAUGAAAAGGAGAAAGUCAAACUUCGCCAGAGUGCCUGGAAAGCUUUUCUAAAGAGCAAGGAGGCAGAUGGACUAAAAAGGCCUGUCCUAGUAAGUUUGUCAUCCACACAGGAGGGUCUCAAUGCAACCAGUGGCCAUGUGUUAACACCACUAGAGCAACAGUAUAGUUCCAACAGACACACUUUUUUAAAAACAGAAACAGAUAAUGGCUCUUCAACAGACUCCAACUACUUUGACAGCUCUGUGGAGCCUCUUGAUGUCUCUUUACCUGCACGUAUGUGGAGAAGACGAAUCCAGUCCCAUGACUUGGGUAUCAGAUACUCACAGAGUUCAGACUGUGAUGAACAGCAGGAGGUUCUGAGCAACAGUUUAAAUACUUCUCUAGAGGAAUACUGGAUUAAAACUCCAUUUAGCCCCCCUGAUUUCCAGCUGGCAUUUAGUCAGUCAAGUCCAUCAUGUCCCCAGCUCUCCAAUUCUGAUGGUAAAGACAUGCCUUGUAGGCCCAUGAGUCCCAAACCUCAGAGCUCACGAUCCACUUCUCAGCACAAGAACCUUCGCUACCCUGGGCGCGUUUGCGCUGCUUCUAUGAUCUCUCUUGGGAACAGCUCUGAAGUGGAAAGCAGUCUGGAGGCUCCUGAGAGGCCAAAGACACUGAAACCCAGAGGAAGUCUCUUACACUCGCUGGACGACUUCCAGAGGGAUGACAGUGGCAUAAGCAGUCAAUCCCAGAUCAGCUUAAAUACAGCUUCUUCCAUUACUGACAUGCUCCGAGACGAGUUUGUAAAACAGGAGUCUAAACAGCCAUGUCAAACAGCAGCUGGAAAGAGGCCAAAUAAGAAAUGGGUUCCCCAUCGCAAAAGGAGGCCCCCCCGGGUCCCAGCGUGCCCCAUGGCCACCCUGGAGAGCAGAGCCCGCACGCUCUCCUUCCCUGCUCCCGAGGAAAAAGCCAAGGAGAUGCCAGAGAGGAGGAGGAAGAGACCCAAACCCCUCUAUAAGUGCUUCAGCUUCGAUGAUGUUUGGAUGGAGAGGAGUCAAAAAAGGAAGCUAGAGAAGGAGACACAGCCAGAGGGAGGGGUUCAGUUGCAACAUCUCCCACAGGACCCCUCAAAAACUGGAAUAAGUCCAUCCAUCACAUCUCCUGUUGCCUUUGACAUCCUGCCCCUGAAGCUGCAUUCCUUUUCCAAGAGCACCCCGACAGGCCUGGACUGUGUGGGCUGCAAACGGCGCAUCUCCGCUCCCAUGAUCACUGAUGGGGGCCUGGACAAGACAGCCCUGACGGACGAUGUGGGCAGCGAGGAGGAUCUGUACGAGGAUUUCCGCAGCUCCGCCCACCGCUACGGCCACCCCGGGGGCGGCGGCGAGCAGCUGGCCAUCAACGAGCUGAUCAGCGAUGGCAGCGUGGUGUACGCGGAGGCGCUCUGGGACCACGUCACCAUGGAUGACCAGGAGCUGGGAUUCAAGGCCGGAGAUGUCAUCGAAGUGAUGGAUGCCACCAACAAGGAGUGGUGGUGGGGCAGGAUUCUGGACAGUGAAGGCUGGUUUCCAGCCAGCUUUGUUCGGCUGCGGGUGAACCAGGAUGAGCCCAUGGAGGAUUAUCCCCUGAAGGUGGAGGGGGGCAGAGAGGAGGAUUCCCGGCGCUUUGGGAUGGGCCAGACCACCAAAGACCAGAUGAGGACCAACGUCAUCAAUGAGAUCAUAAGCACCGAGAGAGACUACAUCAAGCACCUGAAGGACAUUUGUGAGGGUUACAUUAAGCAGUGCCGCAAGAGAGCCGACAUGUUUACAGAGGAACAGCUGAAGACAAUCUUUGGGAAUAUUGAGGACAUCUACAGGUGCCAGAAGAAAUUUGUUAAAGCACUAGAGAAGAAAUUUAACAAAGACCACCCACAUUUGAGUGAGGUUGGCUCAUGCUUCUUGGAAUAUCAAACAGAGUUUCAGAUCUACUCCGAGUACUGCAACAACCACCCCAACGCGUGCCUGGAGCUGUCGCGCCUGGCCAAGGUGAACAAGUACGUUUACUUCUUCGAGGCCUGCCGCCUGCUGCAGAAGAUGAUUGACAUCUCCCUGGAUGGCUUCCUGCUCACCCCCGUGCAGAAAAUCUGCAAAUACCCCCUGCAGCUGGCAGAGCUGCUCAAGUACACCAACCCCCAGCACAGGGAUUUCAAGGACGUGGAGGCUGCCCUGAAUGCCAUGAAGAACGUGGCCCGGCUCAUCAACGAGCGCAAGCGGCGGCUGGAGAACAUCGACAAGAUCGCCCAGUGGCAGAGCUCCAUAGAGGACUGGGAGGGAGAAGAUGUCCUAGUCAGAAGCUCAGAACUCAUCUAUUCUGGGGAAUUAGCCAAAAUCUCCCACCCUCAAGCCAAGAGCCAACAGAGGAUGUUCUUCCUCUUCGAUCACCAGCUUGUCUGCUGCAAGAAGGACCUCCUGCGCAGGGACAUCUUGUACUACAAGAGUCGGAUCAGCAUGGAUGACAUGGAAAUACUGGAUGUGGAAGAUGGCAAAGACAAGGACUUCAAUAUCAGUGUGAAAAAUGCAUUUAAGCUGCACUGCAGAGACACUGAGGAAGUCCACUUAUUCUGUGCAAAAAAGCCUGAGCAGAAACAGCGCUGGCUGAAGGCGUUUGAGAAUGAAAGGAGGCAGGUGCAGCUCGACCAGGAGACAGGCUUUUCCAUCACGGAGGUGCAGAAAAAGCAGGCAAUGCUGAAUGCCAGCAAGCAGCACCAUGCUGGGAAGCCCAAGGCUGUCACCAGGCCCUACUACGAGUUCCUGCUGCGGCAGAAGCACCCCACGCUGCCCAGCACGCUCCCUCAGCAGCAGGUCUUCAUGCUGGCAGAGCCCAAGCGCAAGCCCUCGAACUUCUGGCAGAACAUCAGCAGGCUGACGCCGUUCCGGAAAUAGGGGCAGCAGCCCCUGUUUGUGCCUGAAGCCCUUCUGAGAAAGCACUUUAUCCCUCUGCUGGCAGGUGGAGCCCAGGUUCAGCCAGCCCUGUGCUCACAGAGGAUGGCACAGGUGCUCCUGCCUUCCCUAUUUAUUUUGCAGCCCGGCUGACCCGCUGGCUCCCAGGUGAGGCUGAGUGCAGCGGUGCCACGGAGCCAGCCCUGCCCUGCCCAGCAGGCACAGCUCCAGGAGCACACAGCAGGGAGCUGGACAGGCUGCAGCCCAGAGAUUUACCUUGUCAGCUGUACUUGGACUCACUCCUUCCUGCUGUGCCCGCCACUGCUGGCUGGCAGCUGCCACAGGCCAGGGCAGCCCAUGGACCCGCUGGCCCUGUGGCCGCUGCCGCGCUCAGAACAGCUCAGAGUCCGUGGUGAGGAGGGAUGAACCUCCUGCUCUGCCCACCCCAUGCCCUGCAUUUCUCAGAGCUGUGAUCCUCCUCCACGUGUCCAGCUAAGUCAGCAGCCUCUGCAGGCCCUCAGAGCACAGUGAGCACUGCACUGUGACCUCCUCCCUUCCUUUAGUCCAGCAGCACCGGUGAACGGUGCCCCACAUUAAACUGUGCCAACCUGCAGCAUGAGUCAAGUCGAAGAAUCUCUCUAGUGGGUUUGAGUUACAUAAGUUAGAGAAAAAUGUGCCUAAUUAAUACCAUACUCAAUUCUUUAGAUUCUCGUCUCUCCAUCAUUCUGCCAUAUUUCCUGGCCAAUGAAAAUGCUCAUUGUUUGUAAUGUGUUUAUUUAUGGUAAAAAUCAGAACUGUGUAUUUUGUAAGUCUGUAAUUGUUCUUGUCAGAUGUUGUUAACUUGA
Agelaius phoeniceus (red-winged blackbird) is the source of this 4079-nucleotide messenger RNA. It is a transcript of the gene ARHGEF4, whose product is annotated as Rho guanine nucleotide exchange factor 4. Gene Ontology annotation, biological process: intracellular signal transduction. Gene Ontology annotation, molecular function: protein binding; guanyl-nucleotide exchange factor activity. NCBI's taxonomy places the organism in Eukaryota, Metazoa, Chordata, Aves, Passeriformes, Icteridae. The record is from RefSeq and is a predicted model, not a curated record.